AUGAGAGUUCAAGAUUUACAAGCCACUCGGGGAAAAUUGCUUGGGCGUUCGUUUGUUUCUGGCUCCCACGGCGACAUUAUCAAUGGCAAUCACCGUGCACCCCACCGGUCGGGGCUUCCGUCGAACGCGCUCGCCGCUCAUACCGGCAGCGCACCUCGUCGACAGUGUUCAGUGCGCUCGCAAACCAGCACGCAGACUGUAACAGCUUGUGUCAGUUCUCACGUACUCAGCUCGGGAUUGGGAUCGACACUAUCGAUACGUUCUGGGAACAAAAUGCACAACGGAAUU
Messenger RNA from Iphiclides podalirius (scarce swallowtail), 288 nucleotides. The record is from the annotation of a GenBank genome assembly. Lineage: Eukaryota; Metazoa; Arthropoda; Insecta; Lepidoptera; Papilionidae.